AUGAAAUUCCAAUACAAGGAAGAUCAUCCUUUCGAGUACUGGAAAAAAGAAGGGGAGAAGAUUCGGAAAAAAUACCCAGAUACAGUCCCUGUAAUUGUGGAGAAGGCACCUAAAGCCAGAGUUCCUGACCUGGACAAAAGGAAGUACCUGGUGCCCUCUGACCUUACAGUUGGUCAGUUCUACUUCUUAAUUCAGAAACGGAUUCACCUUCGGCCAGAAGACGCCCUAUUCUUCUUUGUCAACAACACUAUCCCCCCUACUAGUGCUACCAUGGGCCAACUUUAUGAGGACAACCAUGAGGAAGACUAUUUUCUCUAUGUGGCCUACAGUGAUGAAAGCGUCUACAGGAAGAAGAAGGCAUUGCAGAACAGAGCUGCUGGAUUGGCUGGGGGAAGUUUUCCACAUGUAUGAUUGGGAAAUGGGGAUGGCAUCCCUCCUUCC
This is a messenger RNA of Gracilinanus agilis (Agile Gracile Mouse Opossum), 441 nucleotides long. RefSeq names its product gamma-aminobutyric acid receptor-associated protein-like 1. NCBI's taxonomy places the organism in Eukaryota, Metazoa, Chordata, Mammalia, Didelphimorphia, Didelphidae. Gene Ontology annotation, biological process: autophagosome assembly; macroautophagy; autophagy of mitochondrion. The transcript has a single exon. Gene Ontology annotation, molecular function: ubiquitin protein ligase binding; GABA receptor binding. Gene Ontology annotation, cellular component: autophagosome; autophagosome membrane; cytosol. The coding region runs from base 1 to 411 and encodes 136 amino acids. The record is from RefSeq and is a predicted model, not a curated record.